AUGGUUCGCAUGUUCAUAUACAUGCGACAACAAAGGAUGACAGAAGUCAAUUUAUUCGUGGAAGCGUCAAUGGGAGCCGAUGGAGGAACUAUUCCUAAGCGAUGUGAAUUAGUGAAAAAGAAGAAGAAAGCAGAGAAACUAGACAAAAGCGUAAAAAACGCCACGAAAUGGAAGAACUGUCAGUUAUCCCAACAACCACUGAAGAAACCGAUUAUCGUGUGCCGAUAUGGUCGCCUUUACAACAAGGAAACAGUUAUUGAAGCCAUUCUCACGAAGACUAUCCAAAAUUUUGAGGUUGCCUCUCAUAUCAGAGGAAUGAAGGACUUCAAAGAGCUCAGGCUGAAAGAGAACAAAGACUACAAAGGAGAUGAGGUGAAAGGGGAUGAAUACCUUGACUCCAACCAAUCGGAAUUCCUUUGCCCUGUCACCACUUUGCCAAUGAAUGGAAUAAACAGCUUCGUAGUGAACUGGAAGUGCGGAUGCGUGUUUUCGGAAAAAGCACUGCAAGAGGUGAAAUCAGAUGUAUGCCAUGGAUGCUCUGGACCAUGGGAUCCGAAGGAUUCCGUGGUUUUAUACCCCAAUGAAGAGCUUCUUGAAGAGUACAAACAGAAAGUGGCUGCUGAACGUACGGAAAAGAAGAACAAGAAGAAGAACGGCGAUGAGAAACUAAAUGGGCAUAACAGCGAAAAGAACGCAGCUGGCACUAAAGAAGUCAAAAAGCAGGAACAUGACCAUAAGAAGGGCGAGGAAAAAGACAAACUUAAAAAGGGUGAGAAAAGAAAAGCAGAAAGUGAUAUCCAAUCAGACCCAACGAAGUCUGAGGCUUACAAGAAGCUAUUUACCACUUGCAAAGAGGCCAAAAAUAAGCCUACUCAACAUUGGGUUACCUACAAUCCUUUGUACUAUUAA
Necator americanus (New World hookworm) is the source of this 909-nucleotide messenger RNA. RefSeq lists its product as uncharacterized. The record is from RefSeq and is a predicted model, not a curated record. Gene Ontology annotation, cellular component: nucleus. The transcript is spliced from 7 exons. Lineage: Eukaryota; Metazoa; Nematoda; Chromadorea; Rhabditida; Ancylostomatidae. Gene Ontology annotation, biological process: mitotic DNA replication termination; site-specific DNA replication termination at RTS1 barrier. Bases 1 to 909 code for a protein of 302 amino acids.